Messenger RNA from Vigna angularis (adzuki bean), 766 nucleotides. Its product is annotated as MLP-like protein 28. NCBI's taxonomy places the organism in Eukaryota, Viridiplantae, Streptophyta, Magnoliopsida, Fabales, Fabaceae. Gene Ontology annotation, biological process: defense response. Bases 101 to 559 code for a protein of 152 amino acids. The transcript has 2 exons. The record is from RefSeq and is a predicted model, not a curated record.
AUGUUCUAUAUAAGUGGGACAUGGUCGCAUUAUACUUCACCAUCCCUUAUCUUGUUCUUUCCAUUUCUUGCUUCUAUCACUUGCUUCGUUCUUCAUCACCAUGACACUUUUUGGUAAAAUCAGCACUGAAAUUGGAGUUCAUGCAACUGCUGAAAAGUGGUUCAAGCUCUUGGCAACGCAACUCCAUCAUGUUCAAAACCUUGCUGACAGAGUUCAUGGAACCAAGCUGCACCAUGGUGAAGACUGGCAUCACAAUGAGUCCAUCAAGCAAUGGACUUAUGUCAUAGAUGGUAAGGUUUCAACAUGUCAUGAGAGUAUUGAAUCUGUUGAUGAAGCAAACAAAACAAUCUCCUUCAAGGUAUUCGGGGAAGAGAUCGAGCAGAAGUUUAAGGUGUUUAAGGUCAUAUUUCAAGCGAUUGAUAAGGAGAAUGGUGGUGCUAUUGUAAAAUGGACCAUUGAAUAUGAGAGGGUUAGUGAGGAAGUUGAUCCUCCAUACAGCUACAUCGAGUUCCAGCAUAAAUGCACUGCCGACAUUGAUGUUCAUCUUCUGAAGGCAUAGCUCCAAAAAAGUUGUGAAUGAAAGAAAAAAGGAAACAAUGGAUUUGGAAUUUUACCAGAAGGAUGGUCAAAUAGAUCCUUCCUUUGUAUUAAAUAAAUUUUUAUAUUCAUGUAAUCAGUGAUGUUUUCAAGUUUUUUAAAUUUCGUAUUGUCAUCCACAUAAUGCACAUGUAUGAUUUCAAAUAAAAUGUAUAUAUUUUUGUGCUCU